GAGUCGCGCUGAUGCCAGUGGCUGCCUGGAGGGUCUCGUUCGCUGGUGGGCUCCUGUCAGCUGCAGAAAUGCUGACUGCUGUGCUGGGAAGGAGGAGCCGCUACGUGGGUCUCGGAAAGAGUCUGUGUCCGGCUCUACUCAGGAGCUUCCACUCCCUCUUCCUUCCCCUUUGGUGCCCCCAGUCCCCGAGACUUCCCUCCUUCCUGGGCAGCUUCAGGGGACUGCAGCAGGAAAGCAGCCCCCGUGCAGGUGUGAAUACUGUGAAGCCACUUGAUGGUGUGAGGAUUCUCGAUCUAACCAGAGUCCUCGCGGGACCUUUUGCUACCAUGAAUCUGGGAGAUCUCGGAGCUGAAGUUAUUAAAGUGGAAAAACCCGGGUCUGGGGAUGACACAAGAUCUUGGGGGCCACCUUUCGUUGGAACGGAAAGUGUUUAUUUUCUCAGCGUGAACAGAAAUAAAAAGAGCAUAGCUGUUAACAUGAAGAACCCCAAAGGAGCAAAGAUAAUUAAAGAGCUCGCAGCUGUCAGUGAUGUUUUUGUGGAAAACUACGUCCCUGGGAAACUGGCUGAAAUGGGCUUGGGGUACGAAGACGUUGACAAGAUUGCCCCUCAUAUUGUUUACUGUUCAAUUACAGGCUACGGUCAAACUGGUCCAAAGUUUCAACGAGCAGGCUAUGACUCUGUUGCAGCUGCUGUUUCCGGACUCUUGCAUAUCACAGGGCCUGAGGGCGGUGAGCCAGUUAGACCUGGAGUAGCUAUGACUGAUCUUGCUACAGGCCUUUAUGUGUAUGGAGCAAUAAUGGCUGCACUUCUUCAGAGCCAUAAAACAGGGAAGGGGAUGCAUGUGGACUGCAAUUUGCUGUCCUCUCAGGUCGCUUGUCUUACUUACAUAGCAAGCAAUUUUCUAAAUUGCCAAAUAGAACCAAAACGAUGGGGCACGGCUCAUGCCAGUAUCGUUCCUUACCAGGCUUUCAAAACAAAGGAUGGCUACAUUGUAGUGGGAGCUGGAAAUGAUCAACAGUUUAUUACUGUUUGCAAGAUCCUGAAUUUGUCUCACAUCAGCCAUGAUUCCCGAUAUAAAAAUAACAACCAGCGUGUGCUGAACAGGAAGGAACUCAUUGAAGUUUUAUCAGCCAGGUUUCUGGAAAAAGAGACUGCCAAAUGGUUAGAACUCUUUGAAGGCAGUGGUGUUCCAUAUGGUCCAAUCAAUAGCAUGCAGCAGGUGUUCUCGGAUCCUCAGGUUCUUCACAACAGACUUAUCAUGAAGAUGACUCAUCCAACAGCCGGUGAGAUAGCGGUCCCAGGCCCAGCUGUAAGGUACAGCCAGUUUGAAGUCUCCAAACCAAAGCCACCUCCUCUUAUUGGUCAACAUACAGUGGAUGUGUUGAAGACUGUUCUGGAAUAUAAGGAUGAUGCCAUACAAGAACUGCUCAACUCCAGAGUAAUAACUCAACAUGAAUUCACAUAAAUGGAUUUGGCUUGCAUUUCUGAUAGAGAAGAAUCUUGCUUGAAUCCUACAAGGAUCUCUUCCACUAUGACAACCUAAGGAUGAUUAAGUUGUCCUAUUUUAUAAUCUGAAUAACGUUUGGCAUAAAAUAUCAGUCUGUAAGGGUCCCCCCUUUAAAGAAUCCAAUUUUGCUGCUUUAAAGGUACCACCGUAUAUUUUGGUAAUAUUCAGUUACCAAAUGCUUAUAUAGCUAAUCACUUUAGAGAAUGUAAUUUGUACCAGAAUUGUAAUUAUCCCUAGUAUUAGCUUUCCGUAAAGACACACAGAAAGGAUCAAAUAUUUGGAAAACUUGUAUCUUCUUUGCUAUCUGCUUCUUAACACUUUUCUUAUAUGAAACUAAUAGGGUGAACAAAUUGAAUGCUUUUCACAAUUAAUUUUAAUAUGAUGCUGAGCACAUUGUUGAUGACUAAUGUAAGCCUGAAGAAAGAGCCCGUCAUAAAAUUAACCACUUUUAAAUUAAAUUAACUAGCUUCUA
Messenger RNA from Sphaerodactylus townsendi, 1980 nucleotides. RefSeq names its product succinyl-CoA:glutarate-CoA transferase (gene SUGCT). Lineage: Eukaryota; Metazoa; Chordata; Lepidosauria; Squamata; Sphaerodactylidae. The transcript has 14 exons. The coding region runs from base 12 to 1466 and encodes 484 amino acids. Gene Ontology annotation, molecular function: catalytic activity. The record is from RefSeq and is a predicted model, not a curated record.